Messenger RNA from Suillus subalutaceus, 2057 nucleotides. RefSeq lists its product as uncharacterized. The record is from RefSeq and is a predicted model, not a curated record. Bases 62 to 1936 code for a protein of 624 amino acids. Gene Ontology annotation, biological process: negative regulation of rDNA heterochromatin formation; negative regulation of silent mating-type cassette heterochromatin formation. Lineage: Eukaryota; Fungi; Basidiomycota; Agaricomycetes; Boletales; Suillaceae. The transcript has 5 exons. Gene Ontology annotation, cellular component: Rpd3L complex; Rpd3L-Expanded complex.
CUCAGAUCCACCACAAGCUUGCCAAACAAAUUCUUCCCCUCUCCCUGCUCACCACCAGUUUAUGGCCCAGUCCUCAACAAUGGGACCACCUCUCUCACCACGAGAAACACGACGUUCAGGAAGACGUUCUGCUCCAUCUGCUUCAGCUAGUACUUCCAAAUCUCCAGACUCACCGGCCUCUGAGUCCCUCCCUCGAACAAAGGAGCCUAUCACACGUCCUGCUAUACUUUCCAACAGCAGCAACAACCGCACAAAGCGUCUGAAGCAAGAGGAUCCCGAAGAGCCUGUCCCUACUAAGAACGCUCAUACCAAUGGCACCAACUCUACCCAUGGGAACUCAAACGGGCGCGCAAAGCGCAAGGCCAACGGCAAGGACAAAAACCUGACAUCCACUGACCAGUUGAUCGAAUCAGCUUCCACUAAACUCAGCAAUUCUAAUACUGGAAGCGCCGCUGACCCACAAGACGAUGACCCAGAGGAACAGGGUAUCACGCGUUGCAUAUGUGGCCAGAAUGAGGAAGAUGCCGAUGCAGGAGAGUUCAUGGUCCAGUGUGAAACCUGCAAUGUCUGGCAGCAUGGCCUGUGCAUGGGGUACCAGCAUGAAGCGGAUCUCCAGGACGAAUAUCACUGUGAACAAUGCAAGCCUGAGCGUCACCAGGACCUUCUGAAGAGAUUAGCCAAAAAACCUCGCCAAUCAUCUGCCAACUCACACCAGACCGCUUCGCGUCUGUCACGAUCACACUCUCCAACACACCUUUUGAAACCACCCAAACGAAGGAACACGAUGAACAGCCGCGACGCGGCGUUUGAUGAGAGCUUAAAAGAGAUCAUUGAAGCGACGGCAGCAGAAGCUGCAGCCGCGACAGAACCUCAUCCCGCUCAAACAAAUGGGAGUGUCAAUGGUCAGGCUGAAAGCCACGAAGAUCAAGAUUCAAACGGUCGCAAAAAGCGCAAGCGUACAGAGGACGACGUUCUGCCUAAGAAACGUACACGAUCGGCCUCGACUGCCUCUGAUCAUCAGCCAGAAGUAGUUACAGUCGUGCCAGAGGAGAUACCAGCUCCUCCAGCCAAAAAGGCAGGUGGCGGCGCGAAGUCCGGCAACCGCAAUCGAAGAGGUGGUGGAUCGCGGAAGACAGCAGUUGUUAAUCAAGAUGCAGUCGCUGCUGUUGUUGAAGGUGAAGAAGUUGCCGGCCCCAGUAAGCGACCUACGGCAAGCGUCCGGAACAAAACAAACCCCACACCCAAAAGACCACCUCCAUCUUCUCACGCUGGGAGCGUGCCAGGUGACCCUACUAGGCGCGCCGGUGGAGUCACAGUUGCUAGUUCAGAGAACUCUCGCGCAUACCGCAAUUCCCAUGCUUAUGCUGUCUCGCAACAACCAAUGUUUACGUCAUGGAACUUACCAGACUAUCUUGCCCACCUGGAACCUAUGCUGCCGACAGACACGCCCCGUCCCCUGGAAGUCCGUGGUUCGGGCAUUGGGCCCAGGGAGUCGGUCGACCGGACCAUGGAGAGGGGUGUGAAGGUCAAAUGGCCCAGUAAACGAAUGAGCGUGGGGGAUAUGAACAAGCGCGUGCGCGCAUUGGUAGAGUGGGUGGGAAGGGAACAAGCCGGAGCGCUUGACCGCGGGCGUCGGAGGGAUGCACUGGAGAAGGCGCUGAGGGCAUUGAAAGCACAGGCUUCUAAUUCAACAAAUCCCUCACCUCAUGACGAUCGUGAAGUCGGUGGAGGAGACACCACGGGCUCACCUAUGGUUUUGGACGGUACCGCCACCAUCUCUGUUGACGGGUCCUCGGACACCAGUUAUGGGAAUGGGUCAGCGCCAUCGACGAUGAAGAUGAUGGAGGAACUGAUGGAGGAACUGAUAAGCUUCCAGGAACGGUUUGGUCCGGGCGUGAAGACGAGGGAGCGGGAACGAAGAAUGGUGUCAGGAUAAUCACGGACUGGGUGUUAAUCUUCAAUGUACCCCUCCCAUCACGUAUCACUACUCCCUGACUACUUCACUAGCAUAUCUUUGUAUUAUUGUGAUAUGGCACCAACUCUUGCAUCCAGCGUCA